Molecule: messenger RNA, 2971 nt
Organism: Cynoglossus semilaevis (tongue sole)
Lineage: Eukaryota; Metazoa; Chordata; Actinopteri; Pleuronectiformes; Cynoglossidae
Gene: dcst2
Product: DC-STAMP domain containing 2
Exons: 17
Coding region: 13-2430 (805 amino acids)
Cellular component (GO): membrane
Source: RefSeq, a predicted model, not a curated record
CCAAAAGCAAAAAUGGAGGCUAGAGGAAAUCCGGAACAUUCCAUGAAAAGUGACAUCUGUGUCCAGGUGAAAGGAGACGGCGUCAGACGCAUCAUCACUGGAGUCCUGAGCAGGCCCAGAGGCUCCUCGGCAGGACGCGGUCAUCACUGGCUCUGGAGGAAGGUCCUGAGCCACUCCCUGGAUGAGGGGUGGAGCCUGAGCGGGUUCCUGUGUGGACUGAUGCUGGCCUCUCUGUAUGGGGUCAUAGCUUUGAUCCUGCAGAACCAGCCACUGUGGUUCUGUGUCCAUUCCACCCUGGUGGUGGCGCUGCCAACCGCCUUCAGUAUGGGUUUGUUCGCCGGAGUCCGGGCUGAUGUCAUGGUCAUGCUGCCGUCCAUGUUCUCAGCCCGUGGAAGACAUUUCCUGCUCUUCCUCUUCACUCUGGUUCUUCUCACUGGUCCAGUCCAGAACACGCUGGAGAACACAGAACGGGCCGCGGCCAGUCUGCUGUGUGGUGCAGAGCAGGCGGCCAAUCAGACGCAAGAGCUUCUGCGGCGCGCAAGCACACCGCUUCUAUCGGCUUUAGACAAAAUCCGAGAAAUCACCUCCAAAGCCUACGCCGUGGUGAACCGAGUCCACCGACUCAUCUACGCUCUGACCGACGGGGUCAGACACGUGGCUCGUAUCCUGAGGAACGUGCUCCACUUCCUGGUCCAGAUCGGAGACGUGUGCAACGAGAAGCUGGGCUCUCCCUACAGGAAAUGCCGGUCCGUGUUCAACAAAGGCCACGCGGACUGCGUCCUACAGUUGGGAGAAUUCAGUCCGCUGUGUGAUGUCAUCAAAGUCUUCAUGCCGCUCUGCAGCCUCACACGCGCUGCGGAGUUCUUCUGCAUCAUCCCGUCCUACAUUGCGGAACAUCUGAAGGAACAUCUGGCCGAUCCCGUGGUCAAAGCCUUCCAGAAAAUGAAGCGGGAGUUUGAGUUCAACAUCACGGCCACAGCGACCUUUGACCUGGAGGUGAACAGCAGUCUGACGCUGCAGCAGAUGACGCAGGACAUCAUGGCUGAGGUUUCCUCAGACCUGCACCGGUUCCAGGACCUCAGUGAGCCCUUGAAGUACGUCGGUCUGCUGCUGCUCCUCCUCUCCUUCGUCAGAGCAGCGCGGUACAGACGGCGCUAUCUCAGCGACCUGAACUUUGACAACAUCUACAUGACCGCUCAGUUUGAAAAGCUUGACCAGAAGUUGGUGUCGGAGGGCGCGGUGUCAGUCUGGCCAAUCACGCGCCGAGAAGCCACAACCUACAUCACACCACUCUCUUUGUCUCUGUCUCGUAAAGAGAAGAAGACAGUGUUAGUGGGCGUGGCCUCUGUCGUCAAGUACCUGGUGGUGGGAGGAGUGCUGGUGGCCCUGGACUUCCUGGUCUUCUGGAUCCUGGACCAGGUGCGUCACCAGCUGACGGGGGACGUGGUGGCUAGAGCUCCUGUUGUGGUCUCGGUCCAGGUAAAUGGGUCUGGAUACGCCUCGGACAUCUUCAGAGACCUGGUGUCCUCCUUCAAUGUCCUGCAGACAGGAAACAUCACUGUCAUCAGUGGGAAGUGUCUGCUGAGACCUUUACAACCGGACUACUACAGCUGCCUCCUGCUGGGUUUCCUCAUGGGUUUGUCCCUCGUCAUCUCUGUGACCGGAGGCUUCGUCAAACGCUCCCGACGACUGGUCUGUGCUGCGUAUUAUCCACAGAGAGAGGAGGAGAGGAUCCAGUUCCUCCGUCAACAGAUCCUGGAUUUGAGGAGGGCCGAGGGCGUGGCCCUGAGGAGGAGCGCAGUCAGGAGUCUGGCAGAUCGAGGAGAAGGUGGAGGAGAACAGAGUCUUCCAGAAAAGCUUCUGCUGUGGUUUCCUGGAGGAUCUCGUCUUUCCCGCCUCGUUGGUAUGACAUCGACAGUCACGUGUGUGAGUUGCGGGGAAGAGCUGAGGGCCAAUCAGAUGGACAGAGUGGUCUGUGAUGUCCCGCAGUGUCCAGGCCUCUACUGUCGCCCGUGUUUCCACAGUUUGGGAAACACCUGCGUCGUCUGUACUCGACCUCUGACCUUUCAGGAAGACAGUGAGGAGGAGAUAGACUCCAGCGAUGACGAGCAGCUGAGUUUGUGGACGGCAGCUCUGAGGUCCAGGAGGCUCGCGGACCCACAGACCCGGACUCUGAUGGAGAAGAGGAUCGCUGUAGCAACGCGUCGCAGAACCACCGGUCCAGAGGAUCCGGGAGACUCGGAGCUCAGUGAAGCCGACAUGACCUACCAGGACCAGAACUGUUCAGAUGAGUCUGACAGCGGAGAGUCUGACCGAGUCUCUGCCUCCCCAAAAACCAGCAGGCACCAGGACCAGGACCAGGACCAGGACCAGGACCAGGACCAGGUGCUGGUCUCGGUCGUUGUGCACAAACCAGACCAGGGUCCGUGAAGAACUAGACCGUGAGCAGGUUUAGGAUCUAACGAGAACCGGACCACGAGCCGGAACUUUAACCUCAUUAACUGUCAGUGGAGUUGAGGGACUGGAUGAACUGGGUGUCAGGGAAGUGUGGAAUAGAUAAUAAUGAAAAAGUCGAUUAAAAAAAUACAACCCAUGUACUGUAGUACAUCUGCUGAAGUAUUUAUGGUAUUUAAGUAUACAGUAUUUCAGACUGCAGUCCACAUCUGGUCCGUGAGCCACAUGUUUGUUGAUCAGGCUCCAACACCAGUGGACAUGUUUGAAUUCCCCACGUCCUUGAGGACACUCCCCCCCUCCUCUCCUCCCUCCCCUCUCCUGUGCCCCUCCCUGUAUGAUUUAUUUUAUUUUCUGUUUUUAUUUGAAUGUGUUUGAAGUGAAAACUCCGUCCACGGUCGACUGUGUUCAGUUUGAUGUUUUAUUUUUCGUAGCUGUUGAACUUUGACACGUGUUCCUGAACUGAAGGUGUUAAAUAUGAACAUACUGGGUGAAUAUAUAUUUUAAACACUUUUUAGCC